Messenger RNA from Henningerozyma blattae CBS 6284, 630 nucleotides. RefSeq names its product Slm4p (gene SLM4). NCBI's taxonomy places the organism in Eukaryota, Fungi, Ascomycota, Saccharomycetes, Saccharomycetales, Saccharomycetaceae. The coding region runs from base 1 to 630 and encodes 209 amino acids. Gene Ontology annotation, biological process: signal transduction. Gene Ontology annotation, cellular component: Ragulator complex. The transcript has a single exon. The record is from RefSeq and is a predicted model, not a curated record.
AUGCUACAUUCAGAGAAUAUACAUUGUGUAUUAGAACAAUCGCUUUCCCCUGUCAACUUGACUACUAUUUCAUUCCACGCCCCUCCUUUACAGACUGCUGCAAUUUUAUCAAAAGAAAACGGAUCUAUUCUAUCGUUUGUUAAUUCAUCGAAUUCUAAUGAUAAAUAUUCCAAUAAUACUUCUGGCAACAAUGUCCAAUCAUUAAAUAAUCUAAAAAUGAUAGGAUUAUUAAUAAAGGAUAAAUGGCACCAAGAUGAGUUUCAACUUUCUGCUGCCAACAAUAAUCACCAUGAAGUAAUUCCAAAUAAUAUAGAACAAUCUACAAAUAAUAUUAGUACACAUACUAAUACUCUAGAAAACAGUACAUCUAAUAUUCUGGAUAACAAUAACAAUAAGAUAAGCAUAAACAAUAAUAACUUGUAUGAAAUAAAGGCUGCAAUAACUUCAAAUUUUGUAAGAAUAUAUAACUACGAGGUAGAAGAAUGGCAUACUUGUGUUUCUCAAAUACCAUCAAGUGAUUUAUUGAUAGUUCUAAUUGGUUCGAGUAGUUACCCUUACGGCCUACUACUGUUAAAAAUGAAGGAAAUAUUAAGAAUAUGUGAGGAUCUGUAUGGCUACAAACUAGGUUAA